This is a messenger RNA of Ectocarpus siliculosus, 1926 nucleotides long. The record is from the annotation of a GenBank genome assembly. Lineage: Eukaryota; Phaeophyceae; Ectocarpales; Ectocarpaceae.
AUGGACCCCGGGACCAAUCUCCAUGCACGACUGCCAUGGCUGGCUCAUGUCACUCUAGAUGUUGCCGCGUGCCACAAGGAUGACCGCACGGCCUUCUUCUUCGCUUGCGAGCACUGCCACACGCCCGUGGCGAACUUUCUGGUCGGGCAGGCCGGCGUGGAGGUCAACGCUAAGGACAAGCCGUCGGGGCACACGGCCCUUCACCGCGCGUGCAUCGCCGGCCAGACCAGGGAAAAGGCGCAGGCGACGGAGCUGAUCUCGUGGCUGCUGUCGUCGGCCAAGGCGGACACCAAGGCCACCGACCUCGGUGGGCGCAUGCCGGGAAACGCAGACCUUUCGGCGGAGGCUCCCAGCCUGAAGCCUACGGCCCAAGCCCCCGCCAUCACGAAGUCUCUCGAGGACGCGAGGUCGGGAGGGGGGAUUACGACGCCCGCCGCCGCCGCCGCCGCUCCUGGAGGAGCGCCAGCGGCCGAGGCGGCGGCUGCGGCUCCCGCGACGGCUCCUGAGACGGAGGCCAAGGAGGCCGCGGGCCCGAUGCGACUGCUCCCCAGGGCGUCCGCGUUCCCGACCUCUCGCCCGACCACGACGGUGGCUUCCGCCCGGGCGGCGGCCAAGAAGAUGGCCUCCCCGACCUCGCCACGCUCGCCUGCAGGUUCCCCUAGCGGUGCACGCUCCGUCGCCGUGCUGAAGAGCGCGGUCUCGCCCCGCGCCGCCACCGCCGCCUCGGCUUCGUCCGGGGCGUCGAAGCCGCAGUCGCCGCGUGCUGGAGGCGUUCUUCCCCGGACCGGAGGCACGCUGCCGGCGCCUGCGGCGACGCCGACGCCGGCUAGCUCCGACGCCGGGGCGUCUUCUUCUGCUGCUGCCAAGAUUGUGGCCACGGGGGUGAAGCCGGGGCUGGUGAAACAGUCCUCGUACCUUCUCAGGAACGCCUCCGCCUCGAGCAGCAGCAACGGCGGGAGGAGCGGGUCGGGCUCCGGGCCCUCGUCCAACGCCAGCGCCGCGGCCACGACGAUCAAGCCCGGCCUCGUGAAGCAGUCCUCGUACCUCCUGCGCACGGGGAACAGCGCCGCAACCCCCGCCGUGAGCAACGGCAACGGCGUGUCCACCGCCGCCGCCACCGCUUCUCCGAAGCCAGCCUCCGCCGCCACCGCCGCCGCUCCGUCGCGCUUCCAGCGCACGGUCCCGGCUUCCGCCGCCGCCGCCGCCACCCCGGCGGCGAACUCGGCCACAGCCGGCAGCGCGGCCGCGGUGAUCGGGGCCUCGAGGGGCCCCAAGGCCUCGGCCCUCGCGGCCGCUUUCGAGAACAAGGCCAGGGGAGGAACGACGACAGCGGCGAAGCCGACCCCGGUGGCGAAGCCAGUGGCGAAGCCGGUGGCGAAGCCAGUGGCGAAGCCGGUGGCGAAGCCGGUGGCGAAGCCAGCACCGGUGAUGGCGCAGGGGGGAGGAGCGGCGGCUGCGGCGGCGGCGACGCAGCAGCCGCAGUCGCCCAAGAAGCAGGCGCAGGCACGACCAACGUCUCCUUCCAAGGUUACCCCGGAGAGCCUUCUGGGGAAGGGCACCGUCAUGCAGCGGAAAAAGGUUUACGUGGCGGCGGCCCAAAAGUCAGGAAACGGAUCCCCGGCGCCCCUCAUCGGGAAGACCAAGAAGGAAAAGGACGGGAGCUUCAUGGACAAGUUCGUGUCGAUGUUCACUAUUUCCCCGCAGUCCUCGCCGUCACCAUCCCCGCCGAGGUCGGAGUCUAGAUCCCCGCUCAAGUCCCGGCAGCGAAGCCCCAUGGCGGCCAAGGUCGCCAACGGCUCUUCGGCAGCCGCCGCCAGCGGCGCUCCCCCGGCACGGGCUGAGACGGGACGCUUGGGAUUCUUCAGCUCUAACAAGUCGUUCAAGGGGCUGGUGAGCUCGGGGGACAACGAGAACGAGAAGGAGUAG